Molecule: messenger RNA, 2772 nt
Organism: Rotaria sp. Silwood1
Lineage: Eukaryota; Metazoa; Rotifera; Eurotatoria; Philodinida; Philodinidae
Source: the annotation of a GenBank genome assembly
AUGUUUUUAGAUGCUUGGGUUUUGACUGCUGGUAUCAAUAAUGGUGUAUCAAAAUUGGUUGGUGAAGCGAUUUCGCAUUACGGUGUAUUGAGUGCCUGUCCAAAAAAAGUGAAAUGUAUUGGAUUAACUACGUGGGAUACAAUGAAUGAAAGCACACGCUUGGAACUUAAGCACUCAGCUAAAAUUUCUGAUAAUCUUGAAGAAGAUAAAGAAACAAUUGAAAAGAAUCACACACAUUGUAUUCUAUUUGAUGGUGGACAAUUGAAUACAUAUCUUGAUGAUUCACAUCGUCACAAAUUAGUCACUCACGCCUGUGCACAACAAGAUCAUACAUGUCAUGCUGUAACACUCAUUAUUGAAGGAGGUGUAAAAACUCUCGAGGUUAUUAGAAAUGAUAUUGAUGCACAAAGACCAAUUGUACUCAUUCAAGGUAGUGGACGUUUAGCUGACAUGCUUGCUAAACUAAUUAAACAGACUUCUAACUUUGAGCAAAAUCAACUAAGUAGCAAUACAGAAAAUCCAGAACAACGUCGAAGGGAUGAAGAUAUAUUAGUAGAUUUAGCCAUUGAAUGGAACUAUCUUGAUGGCGUUUUACCUAUUUUACAAUCACGAAAGGAUUUACAAAUGGAGAAGACACAAGAAUUAAUUACGGAGGAUAUGAAACGUGAAAAAGAACUAUUUAAAAAAUGUUUGAAAAAGAAUCGUCCAGCAUUUAUUCAAUAUUUCCUUAUGUCUGGAUUCGAUCCACUUACUUUAAUAAAUAACAAAGAUAUAUCUUCUUAUCAAACAGUCAUUUUAGAUUUCUAUAAAUAUAGUCAUUGUCAUAUGACUGAAAGCCAUGCAGACCGCGUAGAAACAUUAUUUGGCGAAUCAUUUAAAAUAACAUUGGAAACACUUGAUGAGAAAUUAAAUAAAUUUGUUGGUGCAUUUAUUGAACCGAUUUAUUCAGCGACAAAUCAUGAUUGUAUUAGACGUGUUUGUAUUGAUAUGAAACUUCACCUAUGUGGUAACUGCAGAUCUGAAAAACACGAUUUCAAACGACACGAUUGCAAACAACAAGAUGACGAGACCAAACCAGUCGGCGACCAUAAUAAUCAGGUUGAGAAUAAUGUAUCAAAAUAUACUAAAGAUAAAUUUUUACGUGAUCUUUUCUUGUGGUCUAUUUUCAUGGAUAUGCCUGAAAUGGCAAAAAUAUUUCUUGUUCAUCUACCAUCACGUAUUUGUGCUGCUUUGAUAGCUUCAGCUAUAUUUAAACGAUAUUCUAAAGCAUCAACAAGUACUUAUAUGAAAGAAAAAUUCCAAAAUCAAUCACUUGAAUUUGAAGAAAAUGCAGUAAGAUUUAUUGAUAAAUGUUAUGAAUAUAAUGAAAGAUUAGCUUGUGAAUUACUUUUGAGAAAAGUACCGCUUUUUGGAAAUGUUACAUGCAUGCAGGUUGCUAUUUCAAGUGAAUGUGGAAAAUUAGUUGGAACACAUUGUUUUGAUCAAGCAGUGAAUCAAGUAUGGUGCAACAAAUUAUCUAUUACAAACCAACAGACAUCUGCAAAACCGUCGCUACUAUUUUCAAUAUUAUCCUUUGGUUUAUUAGCACCGAUUUUUGUUAAUUAUCGAAAGGAUAAAACUAGAACAGAGGAUGAAUUAUUAUCGUCAGAAGGAAUCAAUUAUUAUACAGAUAUAAAAUCAACCAAAAUCGAAUCAUUCACCGAAUAUUGGUCAAAAUUUAAAUAUUUUCAUCAAAGUCCUAUGAUAAAAAUGUGUUAUCAUUUUAUUAGUUACAUUUGGUUUUUACUUGUCUUUAGUUAUAUGAUGCUUUAUCAUCUUGAUAGUCCAUCUACAUUUACAAUUCCUCAUUGGACUGAAAUUUAUGUCAUUAUAACAAUAUUUACAAUGUCUUGUGAAGAAGUUCGAAAAUUAUGUCAUGAAUAUAAAAAACGAAUGAUUGAACGAUGGGGUUCUACAAGAUCCAGUCUUCUCACUGUUUUAAUACAUAUGUUCUAUUUUACACCAUAUAUUCUGUUUUAUCUUGGUCUUGAAUUUCGAUACGUUCAUAAUGACAAUAUCCUCACUAUUACAAGAAUCAUUUGGGCAUUUGAUCUUGAACUAUGGUACCUUCGAUCACUUAAGUUCGUCAUUGCUCUCAAAUCUAUUGGUCCAAAAUUGUUUAUGCUUAAAAAUAUGUUUCGAGCUCUAGUUGGAUUUGUCUAUAUGAUUUUCAUAGCCAUAGCUGCAUAUGGUGUUGUAUCAAGAGCAUUAAUCUGUUAUAAACAAGUUCCAUUUAUUUUUACUGAUAUAGUGAAAGAAAUAUUUUAUGAACCAUAUUGGUUUAUCUAUGGAGAAUUUUCUGAUAAAAAGUUACUUGAUGAUAAAGCUAAUAAUGAUACAUCAUCAGUUGUAACAGAAGCAACAGCUACACAGUUUUUAUUAGCAUUUCAUAUGUUAUUUAUUAAUAUUCUCAUACUCAAUUUAUUAAUUGCUGUUUUUACUCAUACGAUUGAUCAAGUUCAAGAAAAUACCGAAUUUUAUUGGCGUUAUCAACAUUAUGCAUUUGUUCGAGAAUAUUUCGAGCGUCCUCUACUUGCUUAUCCAUCAUUAAUUAUUAUUCCACAUAUUAUAAUAGUUUGUCGUGCUCUGCUGCAUAGAUGUUGUCCGAAAUUAUGUCAAAAUCGAGUUUAUGAGAAAAAUCAUCAAUCAAAAUUAAUGCACAUGACAUAUGUUUUCACUCAAAUUGAUUAUGGAAAAGGAAUUUUAGGAUUUGAAAAUGGUUGGUUCAUGUGA